AUGGGCAACGAAACUUCACUUCCCGAAUUGUGUUCCACAUUCGACGUUGAGGAGAUAAAAAGACUCGGAAAGCGUUUUAAAAAACUGGACCUUGAUGGAUCAGGCUCCCUCAGUGUUGAAGAAUUUAUGAGUUUACCAGAACUGCAGCAAAAUCCUCUAGUAUCCAGGGUUAUAGACAUUUUCGACACAGAUGGGAACGGAGAAGUCGAUUUCAAGGAAUUCAUUGAGGGGAUGUCCCAGUUCAGCGUAAAGGGCAACAAAGAGGCAAAAUUAAACUUUGCUUUCAAGAUCUAUGAUAUGGACGAUGACGGUUUCAUAAGCAAUGGCGAACUAUUUCAGGUUUUAAAGAUGAUGGUUGGCAAUAAUCUGAAGGAUGCUCAAUUACAACAGAUUGUGGACAAAACGAUCAUGUUCGCCGACCAGGAUGGGGAUGGCAAGAUUUCCUUCAAAGAAUUCUGCCAAGUUGUCAGUGGUCUCGACGUUCACAAAAAGAUGGUGGUCGAUGUGUAG
Dibothriocephalus latus is the source of this 510-nucleotide messenger RNA. The record is from the annotation of a GenBank genome assembly. NCBI's taxonomy places the organism in Eukaryota, Metazoa, Platyhelminthes, Cestoda, Diphyllobothriidea, Diphyllobothriidae.